AUGGGCGCCUGCGGGAGGAAGGCGCUGACCCUGCUCAGCAGCGUGUUUGCCGUGUGCGGCCUGGGCCUGCUGGGGACCGCCGUCAGCACGGACUACUGGCUGUACCUGGAGGAGGGCGUGGUCCUGCCCCAGAACCAGAGCGCCGAGACCAAGACGUCCCUGCACUCGGGCCUGUGGCGCGUCUGCUUCCUCGCAGGUGAGGAGCGGGGACGCUGCUUCACCAUAGAGUACGUGAUGCCCGUGAGCACCCAGCUCACCUCCGAGUCCACGGUCAAUGUGCUAAAGAUGAUUCGCUCGGCCACGCCGUUCCCCCUGGUCAGCCUCUUCUUCAUGUUCAUCGGCUUCAUCCUGAGCAACGUCGGACACGUGCGUCCCCACAGGACCAUCCUGGCCUUCGUCUCCGGCAUCUUCUUCAUCCUCUCAGGCCUCUCGCUCGUGGUGGGCCUGGUGCUCUACAUCUCCAGCAUCAACGACGAGAUGCCCAACAGGACCAAGGACGCGGAGACCUUCUUCACCUACAAGUACGGGUGGUCGUUUGCCUUCGCCGCCAUCUCCUUCCUUUUAACGGAGAGUGCGGGGGUGAUGUCCGUGUACCUGUUCAUGAAGCGGUACACCGCCGAGGACGUGUACAGGCCUCACGCCGGCUUCUACCGCCCGCGUCUGAGCAACUGCUCCGAUUACUCCGGCCAGUUCCUGCAGCCGGACGCCUGGGUCCGGGGCCGCAGCCCCUCCGACAUCUCCAGCGACGCCUCCCUGCAGAUGAACAGCAACUACCCCGCCCUGCUCCAGUGCCCCGACUACGACCAGGUGUCCUCCUCCCCCUGCUGA
Molecule: messenger RNA, 828 nt
Organism: Hippopotamus amphibius kiboko
Lineage: Eukaryota; Metazoa; Chordata; Mammalia; Artiodactyla; Hippopotamidae
Gene: CACNG5
Product: calcium voltage-gated channel auxiliary subunit gamma 5
Exons: 5
Coding region: 1-828 (275 amino acids)
Biological process (GO): calcium ion transport; transmission of nerve impulse; regulation of AMPA receptor activity
Cellular component (GO): AMPA glutamate receptor complex; postsynaptic density membrane
Molecular function (GO): voltage-gated calcium channel activity; channel regulator activity
Source: RefSeq, a predicted model, not a curated record